Lutra lutra (Eurasian river otter) is the source of this 553-nucleotide messenger RNA. It is a transcript of the gene UBL5, whose product is annotated as ubiquitin like 5. The transcript has 5 exons. Gene Ontology annotation, cellular component: nucleus; cytoplasm. Gene Ontology annotation, molecular function: protein tag activity. Bases 25 to 390 code for a protein of 121 amino acids. Lineage: Eukaryota; Metazoa; Chordata; Mammalia; Carnivora; Mustelidae. Gene Ontology annotation, biological process: protein modification process; mRNA splicing, via spliceosome. The record is from RefSeq and is a predicted model, not a curated record.
UGGGACCGGAAAGAAGUCGGAGGGAUGUGGAGCGGGGAGCAAGGGACGGGCGCUUCCGGUUGUUCACUUCCGCUUCCGGCUCUUAGAACCCAGUCCGACCCCGGCUCCGCCCUCGAGCGAGGAGGUUGUGGCGUCUGCUGGUUCCAGGCGUUUCGAGCUCCAGACAGGAUGAUCGAGGUUGUUUGCAACGACCGUCUAGGGAAGAAGGUCCGCGUUAAGUGCAACACGGAUGACACCAUCGGGGACCUUAAGAAGCUGAUCGCAGCCCAAACUGGCACCCGUUGGAACAAGAUCGUCCUGAAGAAGUGGUACACGAUUUUUAAGGACCAUGUGUCUCUGGGGGACUAUGAAAUCCACGAUGGGAUGAACCUGGAGCUUUAUUACCAAUAGAGGAGAAUUCCUUCCCCCUGCUGUACCCCGCCUUGUCUUCCCUUACCCUUUUUUCUUCCCCUCUCUUCCUCCUCCCCCCAACCCCUCCUCUCCCAUCGUCACCCCCACAUGGAUAUGGAUACUUGUUUUUAAAAACUCAUGUUAAUAAAAUCCUAGAAGUUGC